AUGUCAAAUAGAAGGGGGUCUGAUCAGCAACAGCCGCAGAGGCGGAUUCUGCGGACUCAGACUGCUGGUAAUCUAGGAGAGUCCAUGCUGGACAGUGAGGUGGUGCCUUCUUCUCUGGUUGAGAUUGCUCCAAUUCUCCGUGUUGCUAAUCAAGUAGAGGCUAGCAACGCUAGAGUUGCUUAUCUCUGUCGGUUCUAUGCCUUUGAGAAAGCUCACAGACUAGAUCCCACAUCUAGUGGGCGUGGUGUUCGCCAGUUUAAAACUGCGCUUCUACAACGUUUGGAAAGGGAAAAUGAAACCACCAUGCAAGGAAAGACGAUAAGUGAUGCUCGAGAAAUGCAGAAAUUUUAUCUAGAUUACUAUCAGAAGUAUAUACAAGCUUUACGAAAUGCUGCUGAUAAAGCUGAUCGUGCCCAACUUACAAAAGCUUAUCAAACUGCUGCUGUUCUAUUUGAGGUUUUGAAGGCUGUCAACCAGACAGAGUCUGUUAAAGUAGAUGAUGAGGUUUUGGAAGCUCAGACUGAAGUUGAAGAAAAGACCCGAAUUUAUGUGCCCUAUAAUAUCCUUCCUCUCGAUCCUGACAGUCAACAUCAAGCUAUUAUGAGAUUUCCUGAGAUUCAAGCUACUGUUUCUGCACUUCGAAACACCAGGGGUCUUCCAUGGCCAAAGGGGCACAAGAAGAAAGUAAAUGAAGACAUUUUAGACUGGCUUCAGGCUAUGUUUGGCUUUCAGAAAGAUAAUGUGGCAAAUCAAAGGGAGCACUUGAUUCUGUUGCUCGCAAAUGUGCAUAUACGACAAUUUCCAAAGCCUGAACAGCAACCCAAGAUGGCAUUUGAAUUGUAUGGAAUGUUGGCUGGGAGUGUCAGUCCAAUGACGGGCGAGCACAUAAAGCCAGCCUAUGGUGGUGAAAAUGAGGCUUUUUUAAGUAAAGUAGUAAAACCUAUAUAUGACACGAUAGCCAUGGAAGCCAAAAAGAGCAAAGGAGGAAGGUCGAAGCAUUCUAAAUGGAGAAACUAUGAUGAUUUGAAUGAAUACUUUUGGUCAGUUGACUGUUUUCGAUUAGGAUGGCCCAUGCGUGCUGAUGCUGAUUUCUUUUGCCUCCCUGUGGAGGAGCUUCGACCUGAUAAUGAUGAGGGGAGGGCACAGUUCUUAAACCUCAUUGGCAAGGUUAUGAUAGAGAGACAAGGAGUAGAGAUUAAGAAUGAUAGAAACAGUAGAGUUAAGAAACCAGUUACAGGGGAUCGAUGGAUUGGAAAAGUUAAUUUCGUUGAAAUAAGAUCAUUUUGGCAUAUUUUCAGAAGUUUUGAUAGAAUGUGGAGCUUCUUUAUUUUGUGUUUUCAGGCGAUGAUUAUCAUUGCUUGGAAUGGAUCGGGAAAAUUGAGUUCUGUAUUUGAAGGUGAUGUUUUCAAGAAAGUUCUGAGCAUCUUCAUCACUUCUGCAAUACUGAACUUUGUACAAGCUGGCAUUGAUAUCAUUCUGAUGUGGAAGGCAAGGAAGACUAUGCCAUUAUAUGUCAAAACAAGAUAUGUUUUAAAGGUUCUUUCAGCUGCAGCAUGGGUCAUAAUUCUACCAGUAACAUAUGCUUAUAGUUGGAAAAAUCCUCCUGGAUUUGGACAGACCAUUAAGAAAUGGUUUCUUGAACGGUCAAACUUUAAGAUUGUGAUGUUCAUGAUGUGGUGGUCACAGCCUCGGCUCUAUGUUGGAAGGGGAAUGCAUGAGAGUUCUGUUUCACUGUUCAAGUACACCAUGUUUUGGGUUCUCCUAUUAGUGUCAAAAUUAGCUUUCAGUUAUUACGUAGAGGUUAAGCCACUUGUUGGUCCAACAAAAGCUAUCAUGAAGGUUCACAUACGCACCUACCAGUGGCAUGAGUUUUUUCCUCGAGCCAAGAGCAAUAUCGGUGUUGUGAUUGUUUUGUGGGCUCCUAUUGUUCUUGUCUAUUUUAUGGAUACUCAGAUUUGGUAUGCCAUCUACUCAACUAUAUUUGGAGGCAUAUAUGGUGCUUUUCGCCGUCUUGGAGAGAAUGUGGUUAAGAAUCGUUUGAUAUGCAUAUGGAGCAUAUUGAUGGGAUCUAAUUUCCAACUGUUGUGUGGUAGAAAAGUUGAUUCAAAGAAAAUACAUUGGUUCUUAUGGAUUGGUCGAUACAUUGAUGCACCAAUUCGAACAUUAGGAAUGUUGAGGUCUCGAUUCCAAUCAUUACCAGGUGCUUUCAAUGCCUGCUUGAUUCCUUCUGAAAAGGGCGAGACAAGCAAGAAGAGAGGACUGAAAGCCACAUUCUCUCGUAAAUUUACAGAGAUCGCAUCCAACAAAGAGAAGGAGGAAGCAAGGUUUGCGCAAAUGUGGAAUAAAAUAAUCAGUAGCUUCUGGGAUGAGGAUUUGAUAAAUACUAGAGAAAUGAAUUUGAUGCUUGUCCCAUAUUGGGCUGAUCGUGAACUAGACCUCAUUCAGUGGCCUCCAUUUUUGCUUGCUAGCAAGACCAUACAGAUCCCAAUAGCAUUGGACAUGGCAAAAGAUAGCAAUGGAAAAGACCGUGAGCUGAAAAAGAGGUUGGGUUCAGACAAUUAUAUGGUCUGUGCAGUUCGUGAGUGUUAUGCUUCUUUUAAAAGUGUCAUCUAUUUUUUGGUUCAAGGAGAACAGGAGAAAAAGGUUAUAAACGAUAUUUUCUCCAAAGUUGAUGACUAUAUAGAAAAGGACACCUUGAUACAAGAAUUAAAUAUGAGUGCUCUCCCAACUCUCAAUAAACAAUUUGUGAAGCUAAUUGAAUAUUUGAUAACCAAUAACAAGGAUGACAAGAAUCAAGUUGUCAUUCUCUUGCUUGACAUGCUAGAGGUUGUGACCAGGGACAUAAUGGAUGAUGAUAUUCCUAGUUUGCUGGAUUCAAGCCAUGGCGGAUCUUAUGGAAAUGACGAGGGAAUGAAACCACUUGAUCAGCAGAAUAAGUUUUUUGGCAAUCUCAGAUUUCCAGUCCCAGAGAUAGAAGCUUGGAAAGAAAGAAUCAGAAGGCUUCAUCUAUUGCUCACUGUGAAGGAGUCUGCUAUGGAUGUGCCAUCUAACUUGGAAGCUAGAAGGCGCAUCUCUUUCUUCUCCAAUUCAUUGUUCAUGGAAAUGCCUAAUGCACCUAAAGUUCGUAAUAUGCUUUCGUUCUCUGUCCUAACUCCUUAUCACUCCGAAGAGGUUCUUUACUCCAUAAAUCUUCUGGAAAAGCAAAAUGAAGAUGGUGUUUCUAUCCUUUUUUACUUGCAAAAAAUCUUUCCAGAUGAAUGGAAAAACUUCCUCGAACGGGUUGGAUGUAACAGCGAGGAAGAACUCCGAGCAACAGAUGGACUGGAGGAAGAACUCCGUUUGUGGGCAUCAUAUAGAGGCCAAACAUUGACAAAGACAGUACGAGGAAUGAUGUAUUACCGAAAAGCUUUGGAACUUCAGGCAUUCCUUGAUAUGGCAAAGGAUGAAGAACUAAUGAAGGGCUACAAGGCUGCUGAAUUAAAUAGCGAGGGAUCAUCAAAGAGUGAUAACUCAACUUUGCAACAAUGUCAAGCAGUAGUUGACAUGAAAUUCACAUAUGUUGUGUCAUGCCAGCAAUAUGGCAAGCACAAACGUGCUGGUGAUGAUCUUGCCAAAGACAUUUUGAGGCUCAUGAGAACAUAUCCAUCUCUUCGUGUGGCUUAUAUUGACGAAGUAGAAGAAACUGGCAAAGAUAAAUUCAAAAAGAUGGUUGAGAAGGUUUAUUAUUCAACUCUCGUGAAAGUUGCUCCUCCUACCAAACCUAUUGAUUCUUCUGAACCAGUUCAAAAUUUAGAUCAGGUAAUUUAUCGGAUAAAACUUCCAGGUCCUGCAAUAUUAGGCGAGGGAAAACCGGAAAAUCAGAACCAUGCUAUUAUUUUCACUCGUGGGGAAGGCUUGCAAACAAUCGAUAUGAACCAGGAUAACUAUAUGGAAGAAGCCUUCAAAAUGAGGAACUUGCUCCAAGAAUUUCUUAAAAAGCAUGACGGUGUGAGAUGUCCAACAAUUCUUGGGCUUAGGGAGCAUAUAUUCACUGGCAGUGUUUCAUCUCUAGCAUGGUUUAUGUCAAAUCAGGAGACUAGUUUUGUUACCAUUGGUCAGAGAUUGUUGGCUAGCCCUUUGAACAAUGGAAGUCUUACGUUAAUAGGUUUUAAUUCUACAUUACGUGAAGGCAAUGUUACUCAUCAUGAAUAUAUCCAAGUUGGCAAAGGGAGGGAUGUGGGCCUUAACCAGAUAUCUAUGUUUGAGGCAAAGAUAGCCAAUGGGAAUGGUGAGCAGACAUUGAGUCGCGACAUAUAUAGGCUUGGACAUCGAUUUGAUUUUUUCCGAAUGUUGUCAUGCUACUUCACCACAAUUGGUUUCUAUUUUAGUACCAUGCUGACUGUACUCACAGUCUAUGUAUUUCUAUAUGGCCGCCUAUACCUCGUUCUUAGUGGACUUGAAGAAGGCCUAAGUACUGAGCGAGCCAUUCGAGACAACAAGCCUCUUCAAGUGGCUCUUGCUUCUCAGUCGUUUGUACAAAUUGGAUUUUUGAUGGCCUUGCCUAUGAUGAUGGAAAUUGGUUUGGAGAGGGGUUUUCGUAAUGCAUUAAGUGAUUUCAUAUUGAUGCAGCUACAAUUAGCCCCUGUAUUUUUCACUUUUUCUCUCGGAACAAAGACCCACUAUUAUGGAAGGACAUUGCUGCAUGGAGGAGCAGAAUACAGGGGUACUGGUCGUGGCUUUGUAGUGUUCCAUGCCAAGUUUGCUGAUAACUACAGGAUGUAUUCUCGCACCCAUUUUGUCAAAGGGAUUGAACUCAUGUUUCUGCUUCUUGUAUUCCAUAUAUUUGGGCGUUCAUACAGAGGUGUAGUUGCAUAUGUUUUGAUCACUAUAUCAAUGUGGUUCAUGGUGGGGACAUGGCUCUUUGCUCCUUUCCUUUUCAAUCCAUCAGGGUUUGAGUGGCAAAAGAUUGUUGAUGACUGGACAGAUUGGAAUAAAUGGAUAGAUAACCGUGGAGGGAUUGGUGUACCUCCAGAAAAGAGUUGGGAAUCCUGGUGGGAAAAGGAGCAAGAGCAUCUUCGCUAUUCUGGGAAGCGAGGCAUCAUUAUGGAGAUACUGUUGUCACUGCGCUUUUUCAUCUUUCAGUAUGGCCUUGUGUACCAUCUCAGUAUUAUCGACAAGACCAAAAGUUUUUUGGUUUAUGGUGUUUCAUGGAUUGUGAUCAUUCUAGUAUUGUUAAUAAUGAAGGCCGUAUCUGUUGGAAGAAGACAGCUCAGUGCAAAUUUCCAACUCUUGUUCCGACUCAUCAAGGGUCUCAUAUUCAUAACGUUUGUUUCUGUAUUCAUCACCUUGAUAGCUCUCCCUCACUUGACGAUGCGGGAUAUCAUAGUCUCCAUGCUUGCAUUCUUGCCUACUGGAUGGGGACUACUGCUGAUUGCACAGGCUUGCAAGCCUCUGAUACAAAAUGCUGGAUUUUGGGGAUCGGUCCGGACGCUUGCUCGUGGUUAUGAAUUAGCCAUGGGCUUGCUUCUAUUCACACCUGUUGCAUUCUUGGCUUGGUUCCCAUUUGUUUCCGAGUUCCAAACACGAAUGCUGUUCAACCAAGCUUUCAGUCGAGGUCUUCAGAUCUCCCGUAUUCUUGGUGGACAGAGAAAAGAUCGCUCUUCUAGAAACAAGGAGUAA
Molecule: messenger RNA, 5658 nt
Organism: Dovyalis caffra
Lineage: Eukaryota; Viridiplantae; Streptophyta; Magnoliopsida; Malpighiales; Salicaceae
Source: the annotation of a GenBank genome assembly